CAUAUUUCCUCAAAAACCGCAAAAAUAUUUCGGCCAAAAUCGUAAAAAUGUUAUAUUUCUGCCGAAACGUAAAAAAAAAUAUUUUAGUCAUUUUAUUAACAAGUCCACAUGGAUGCAGAUGGAAGUUAAAAAAUGAAAAGUAAAUGAAAAGUAAAAAAUAUUUUUGUCAUUUUAUUAACAAGUCCACAUGGAUACAUGGAUGAAAUGAUGAAACAAACAACACCCAUAUGGAGCAUCUGGGUAAGACAUCUAGAUGGAUCAUCUGGAUGCAUUUUCGAGAUGUACAAACGAACAGGGCCAAUGUCACACAUCCCUUGUACGCGAGAGACUUGCACUCUUCCCUAGCCAGACGAUCCAAUAACUUCGCGACCCUCACCGUUUACCGAAAAACCACCGGCAAAAUUCUUUAUUUUUAUUUCUCACUCUGUAAACCCAGAAAUCGAAAAAAAAGUCGAAAAGUCCCGAACCCAGUCGAAACGUCCUGCACAAUCUAGUCGAAGAGUCCUGCAGAACCAGCAGUUGUUCUCUCCUCUUUCCUCCAAAUCAGAAAUUAUGGUAUUGAAAUCGAAGAAGAAAGUAUAUAUUGUCCGGCAGAACACUAGAUCCCCCACCGAUGUCGCUAAACAGUCGCCACGUCGGAAAUCUCCGCGGUAUCCAGUUUCCGAUUCCGGCGACGAGGGGACGGGAUCAUCGAGACACUCGACCGUACCGAGACCAAAGUCGGCUCUGGUUACCGGUCAGCUUCAGGAGGCCGAAUCUUCCUCUAAAUUGCCUCCGAAGCUUUUAGCUUGGUUGUUAUCCAACCAAAUUGCGUCUCAAUAUUUACUCGAAGGCUCACGUCAUCGGAACUAUUGCGUCUUGUCUCCAAGGUUCCCAAGACAUGGAGACUAUAAUGGGGUCUCAAUUUGGCAGGCUAUUUGAGUUGCAUGUUGCUCGUUGCCACAACUCUGCGAAGGUGAUAAACAGCUUUCUCUGCCCAGAUUCUGACCGUUUGCAAGUAAGAGCUUUGGUUCCACUUUGCGACUCGUCCUCACUGGAUGAGUUUCAACAAGUAUUUGAUUUUUAAUGGAUACUAGAUUUUGACCCGCGCAGGCGCGCGGGUGUAUAUUUUGAAAAAUAUGUUGAUAUUUGUUUUUCAUGUAAUUAUUAGGAUUUGGAAAAAUGAAUCCGAGGAACAUAACCGAUACCGAUCCAAAGAUAUAGUACCAAACCCAAACAUAAAUUGAUUAAAUA
Brassica rapa (field mustard) is the source of this 1233-nucleotide messenger RNA. RefSeq lists its product as uncharacterized. NCBI's taxonomy places the organism in Eukaryota, Viridiplantae, Streptophyta, Magnoliopsida, Brassicales, Brassicaceae. The record is from RefSeq and is a predicted model, not a curated record.